AUGUUCUCCGCACUGCUGGACGCUGCCCGUAACUCGCCCUUCAAGACGCCGUUCACGAAGGCACAGUGCGAACCUGGAACCGUUGCCCCGGUUCGUGGUCGCUCGAUUGCUGCCGCUGCCACCGAUGAGGUUGAGUUCGGUUCGACCAAAUUCUUCCUGCUUUGCGGUCUCGGUGGUAUUAUUUCCUGCGGCUCGACGCACACCUUCGUGGUGCCGCUCGAUCUCGUCAAGUGUCGGCUGCAGGUCGAUCAGGCCAAGUACAAGAAUGUGUUCCACGGAUUCAAACUGACGCUGGCUGAGGAUGGUUCCCGUGGUCUGGUGAAGGGAUGGGCACCAACCUUCUUCGGUUACUCGGCACAGGGUGCGUUCAAGUUCGGUCUGUAUGAGGUGUUCAAGGUGCAGUACGCCAACAUGCUGGGCGAGGAGAAUGCCUAUCUGUACCGCACCUGGCUGUACCUGGGGGCAUCCGCUUCGGCUGAGUUCUUCGCCGAUAUGGCGCUAUCUCCGUUCGAGGCGGCCAAGGUUAAGAUCCAAACCAUGCCAGGAUACGCCAACACGAUGCGUGAAGCUAUGCCCAAGAUGAUGGGCGAGGAGGGUAUUAUGGCGUUCUACAAGGGUCUGGUUCCGCUGUGGUGUCGUCAGAUCCCGUACACCAUGAUGAAGUUCGCCUGCUUUGAAAAGACCGUUGAACUGCUCUAUGCCUAUGUUGUGCCGAAGCCACGUGACCAGUGCUCCAAGGGUGAGCAGCUGAUUGUAACGUUCGCGGCCGGUUACAUUGCCGGUGUGUUCUGUGCCAUCGUGUCUCACCCGGCUGAUGUGGUGGUUUCGAAGCUGAACCAGGCCAAGGGUUCGUCUGCGUUCGAUGUGGCGAAACAGCUCGGAUUCAUGGGCAUGUGGAAUGGUCUGAUGCCGCGUAUUAUCAUGAUCGGUACCCUGACCGCCCUGCAGUGGUUCAUCUACGACGGUGUGAAGGUAGCUCUCUCGAUCCCGCGCCCACCUCCGCCAGAGAUGCCAGAAUCGCUGAAAAAGAAGCUUGGAGUGCAGUAAACAUCCUUUCCUUC
Messenger RNA from Anopheles maculipalpis, 1061 nucleotides. RefSeq names its product phosphate carrier protein, mitochondrial-like. The transcript has 3 exons. The record is from RefSeq and is a predicted model, not a curated record. The coding region runs from base 1 to 1047 and encodes 348 amino acids. Gene Ontology annotation, molecular function: phosphate transmembrane transporter activity. Lineage: Eukaryota; Metazoa; Arthropoda; Insecta; Diptera; Culicidae. Gene Ontology annotation, cellular component: mitochondrial inner membrane. Gene Ontology annotation, biological process: mitochondrial phosphate ion transmembrane transport.